Molecule: messenger RNA, 690 nt
Organism: Pseudomassariella vexata
Lineage: Eukaryota; Fungi; Ascomycota; Sordariomycetes; Amphisphaeriales; Pseudomassariaceae
Exons: 1
Coding region: 1-690 (229 amino acids)
Source: RefSeq, a predicted model, not a curated record
AUGAUCCGGCACAUCCAGGGCGCUCUGGGCAUUCUCCUCCGCGAGGAUCUGGGCUAUGGUGCCGUGACGGACUGGAACUUUCACGAGCCCGAACGUCGCGAUUGCUUCUGUCUUAACCAGUUCAAUGUUAGGGAUUGUUCGGGCCAGGGGAUCUACAAGACGGCGGACGUGCUGAAGCACGACCCGCGGGGGCUGGCGUGCCCCAAGCUCAUUCCGGGCUGGAACACGGAUUUGACCAUGGAGCAGAUUAACCAGUUUCCCAUUCCGGUGGAUGAAUACACGCGGCUCAAGAAUAUUGUUCGGAUGAGUCCCUUCCAAACACGGCGAGCUUUCGUACUGGGUCAGGGGCUCUGGAACAACCUCGAUAUGGGACUCACCAAGGCCUGGCUCAACUCCGUCUUGGAAGUGACGAGGGAAGGGCCUAAUAAGGAGGCGCCAACGCUGCUGGUCACCCCGAAUGCAUCCGGAAAGUACAAGCAGGACAAGUGGAUAGUUACUCAGGGGACCAAGGCAUUGGCCAUAUUCGAGGAGGAGAUGGGGCAUGUCGCUGAGACGUAUGGGAUAGAUUCCCUAGGGACGUGGAAUAUGAGCAUUCAAGCUACGCUUUACGACGGAGUACACUUGGACAUGCGAGGGAACCUCUUGAAGGCUAUGAUGGUGAUGAAUUGGCUGGCAGCUUUGGAAGCGUGA